Messenger RNA from Dermatophagoides farinae (American house dust mite), 1595 nucleotides. RefSeq names its product phospholipase A1. NCBI's taxonomy places the organism in Eukaryota, Metazoa, Arthropoda, Arachnida, Sarcoptiformes, Pyroglyphidae. Gene Ontology annotation, biological process: lipid catabolic process. Gene Ontology annotation, molecular function: serine hydrolase activity; lipase activity. The record is from RefSeq and is a predicted model, not a curated record.
AGCCGCAUCUGUUUAGUUUUAAGCAACAACUAAUGUUCACACACACACUAAAUUGUACCUUUGAAUUAUGCAUUCAUAGAAUGUAACCAUUCGUUUACUUGUUCACGAUUCAUUCAACAGUUACCAUUAAACGAGUGUUAAAUUUUGAUUGUUUUAAUUCAAUAUUUUUCAAAAAUUUCAAGUUAAAUAAAUUUAAAAUGGCCACCGUCGGUCGGAUGGCUGAAAAUCAAAUUCACAAAGGUUCCAAAACAUCAUCAUCAUUCUCAUCAUCUGCAACAGGAAAAAAAAGCACACAGAAUGUAUCGAAGUCAGCAACAAAUGCAACAAAUUCGUUUCAGCCAAUGUCAUUAGAAGAGAUUCAACCAGAAUUAAUUGCCUAUGGUCCGAAUGGUGAUAUGAUCACCAUACAGCAUGAUGUACCAGCAAAAAAAGCAUUUCAAUUGCUUAAAGAUGGGAAUAUGUUGGAAUUUCCUCGAAUAGUAUUCAUCACUCACGGAUUCUGGGGAAGUGCACGUUCUAAAUGGAUACAUGAUCUGAAACAAAAAUUCUUUGAAGAAUCUGAUCAAACGUUCAUCAUUCUAGGCUGGGGUAAAGGUGCCGAAUUGCCUGCAUUCAAAUAUGCACAGGCCGUAGCUAAUGUUGAAACUGUGGCCAAAUGGUUUUCAAAUUAUGUGCUUGAAUUGAAGAGAAAAAAUAUUACCAAAAACAUUAGUAAAGGUUCCAUUUGGGGCAUCGGCGAAGGUAUCGGAGCACAUAUCAUGGGUUUAGCUGGCAGAUGGUCACAGCAUGCAUUCAAUCGAAUCACAGGAUUGGAUCCAGCCGGGCCAGGAUUCGAAUUGGUUAAUGAGAAUUUAAUGUUACGUAGUGAUGAUGCACCAUUUGUCGAUGUGGCUCAUACAGAUUCUCAUCAUGAAUUUCGAUCAUCCGAACAUUAUGCCUUGAUCAACAAAUAUGGAACAUUGAAACCAUGUGGCACUUUAGACAUAUACGUCAAUUAUGGCUAUAAUCAACCAAAUGCAGCCGAUUUUACUAAUGCUGGAUCACAUUUACGUUCAAUUGAAUUAUUUGCUUGGAGUAUUGAAAAUCCAGGAGAACUACGAACACAGUUCUGUCUGAAAGAAAUGCCCGUUAUUGAUAGACCAGUUGAUAAAGUAAAACGUACUGUACAACCAGCCGAAAUGGGAUAUUGGGCCGAUCCAAAAGCAACCGGAUGUUAUUAUCUUGAAACUAAUGGCGAAGAACCUUGGAAGGAGGGAUUUUAGAUUUCGAAAUGAAAGAUGAAAAUAAUUUCCAAAUCAGUUUUUUUAAUGACUGAUGAUGCAGUGACACAGUUAUGAUGAUUUCGCUGACUGUGCAAAUAUUGUGAAUCUGAUUUUACACACACACACACACAUCGUUUUUCAUUGUCCUUUUAUAAUCAUUACAUGAUUGACGAUGAGUAUCUUUAUACUAGUCUUCAUCAUCUUGAAUAUACCUUCUUGCCAUUUCUUUUUCCUUUUAUCUAUCCGAUCGACACCAUUAAAAAAUCGCAGUUUUGUUACAAAACAAAAUUCAUUUCAUUUUCGAUAAUAAAAUGAUUUAAAAAUUCCAAAAAA